AAACCAAUUACGUCUCAUUCCCCUUCCUUCCAAUCCCACCCGCCUCGAGUCGCCCGCUCGAUCGAGAUCCGCCCCGCCGUACUGCGACAUGCGGACGCGGGGCCGCCGCUCGUCUUCUGACUCUCCUCGUCCUGGCCGUGAUUGAGUCAGAGAGAGCAGCGCCGACAAACGAGCGGACCCGAGGGGGUGCGCCGAGGAUGGAGGCGGUGGGCGCCGCCGCGGAGGAGCGGUGGGCGUCGCUGUGCAACUGCGUGGUCAACUUCCUGCUGGAGGAGAAGUACCACCUCACGGCGCUCGAGCUGCUACAGGAGCUGCAAGAGGACGGCCGCCACGCGCAGGCGCUCCGCCUCCGCUCAUUCUUCUCCGACCCCACCUUCUUCCCCCCCGACCUAGUCGCUCGCGCCUCCUCCUCACCGCCCGGUGCUGAUCCACAGAGUUUGCUAGAAGAGAAAAUUGCAGCAGAAGAAAAGUUGGCACUCACUGAGUAUGAUCUCCGACUAGCCAAGGAAGAUCUUACAUGCAUGAAGCUUGAGUUGCAAAAGCAUCAAGAAUCAUCUCCUGAUAACACAAUCGUACUGCUGAUAGGGCCUCUUUCAGACGCUUCUGCACAUGAAGGGUUCAACCAACAGGACCAACGAGAUGUCAAAAUUUCAGCAUUAGGCCCUCUGAAAGAUAAUGAACGGAAAGAUCUGAACUGUGCUGUAAAGGAAUACCUGCUUUUGGCUGGGUAUCGACUAGCAGCGAUGACUUUCAUUGAGGAGGUUCUUGAUCAGGAUCUUGAUGUUUGGACUAACAGUUCAGCUUGUGUGCCUGAUGCCCUUCGUCGUUAUUACUACCAGUAUCUUUCAUCUACCACUGAGGCGGCUGAGGAAAAAAUAUCCAUUCUUCGUGAAAAUGAAGCACUAAUGAAGGACAGUGAAAGGCUUUAUGCUGAAAAGGUCUCCUUGAUGAAGAGCAGUGAAUUAGCUAAUAAUCAGGUUGCAGCUUUAAGGAAAUCUGUGGAAGCUGCUCACAUGGACAUAAAAGAGAAGGAGAAAAUGGUUCGAGACAUGAAGCAAUCAUUGGAUGUCCAUAGGAAGGAGCUGAAUGACUGCAGAGCUGAAAUUACAGCCCUUAAGAUGCACAUUGAAGGGACUCAAUCAAGUAAACAAAUGUCUGUUGGAGAUACUGGUGGUUUUUCUACCCGGUUAAAUGCUAAUUCUAUGGGAGAAGCAGCAGCAUUGAUCAAUAAACAUGAAAACUUUAAAGGAACUGAAUCCAUAACUAUUAAGCUAGCAUCAGCAGCCGCUCUUACUGAGGACAAACGGAAAGAUCAUAAAAUUACAGGAAGUACUAUUGAAGGUUCUCCAGGUUCAGAAGCACCCGUUUCUUGCUCAACUGCUGGGGGCGGUGGUUAUGGUACUUCAGGAGAAGACGAAUCUGGCACAGAUACUUCUCUGGAAGGUAUAUCUGUUAAUGGCACUCAGCAUGGAGCUGGUAAUAGCCAGGGGAAUCCUGGCAGAAUAUCAGUUUAUGUAUCGGAAGAUAAAGUUAACACUGAGAUAGUAGAGAGUCCAAGCAUACAUAAAUCGUCAUAUAAGAUGGCCUUGGAGACUAUCAAGAUAGUUUCAGAUGCUCUUCCAAAGAUAGUCCCAUAUGUGCUCAUAAACCAUCGCGAGGAGCUUCUUCCAUUGAUCAUAUGUGCUAUAGAAAGACAUCCAGAUAGCGAUGUACGGGAUUCGUUGACUCACACAUUGUUCAAUCUGAUAAAACGGCCUGAUGGACAACAGAGGCGCAUCAUAAUGGAUGCUUGUGUGGAAUUAGCCACGAGUGUUGGGGAGAUGAGAACAGAGACUGAAUUACUACCACAGUGCUGGGAACAGAUAAAUCAUCAAUAUGAGGAGCGUAGGUUGCUUGUUGCUCAGUCCUGUGGAGAACUGGCAGUAUAUGUUCGUCCCGAGAUACGUGAUUCCCUUAUCCUAUCUAUUGUGCAACAACUUGUCGAAGAUUCUGCAACUGUUGUAAGGGAGGCUGCAACACAUAAUCUGGCCUUGCUGCUUCCUUUGUUUCCAAACAUGGAUAAAUAUUAUAAGGUUGAGGAGCUAUUGUUUCAGUUGGUCCGUGACCCUUCUGGGGUAGUGGUGGAUGUUGCUCUCAGAGAACUUGUUCCUGCAGUAGUAGGAUGGGGAGGUAAACUGGAUCAGAUAUUGAGAGUGUUACUGUCACAUAUCCUGGCAUCUGCUCAGCGUUGUCCACCCGUUUCAGGGGUGGAAGGUACAAUAGAUUCUCAUCUCCGUGUUUUAGGAGAACGGGAACGAUGGACCAUUGACGUCCUCCUUCGGAUGCUGACUGAGUUGUUACCAUUUAUUCAUCAGAAAGCUAUAGAGACUUGUCCGUCAAUAGACCCUUCAGAAAACUAUAUUUCAGAAUCCAGCCUAAAGCUGUAUGCGACAGGUGACACAGAAUGGUCAGCGUUUGAGUGGAUGCACACUGAGUGCCUGCCGGAUUUGAUCAAGCUUGCCUGCUUGUUGCCUGCAAAAGAGGAUAGCUUAAGAACAGUGAUUACAAAGUACCUGUUGGCUGUAUCUGGACGCUACGGAAAAGAUUAUCUCGAGCACAUUAUGUUACCUGUAUUUCUUAUAGCAGCUGGUGAUAUUGAUAGUGGUGAUUUUACCUAUUUUCCUCUGUCAAUCCAGUCCAAAGUUCGUGGUUUCCGUCCGAAAACUUCUAUUGCUGAAAAAAUCGCUAUCAUAUGUGUUCUUCCAUUGCUAUUGUCUGGUAUUUUGGGUUCUACUUCAAGCCGUCAACAGUUAGAAGAAUAUUUAAGGAAAUUACUCGUCCAAAACACGAAGGAUGGUUCAUUUUCUAUGCAUCACACUGCCGAGAUCAUUGAUGCGAUCCGGUUUCUUUGCAUAUUUGAGGAGCACCAUGGAGUCAUCUUUCAUAUUCUGUGGGAGAUGGUUGUGAGCUCUGAUACCAAUUUAAAAACCAGUGCUGCAGCUUUACUGAAAGCACUUGUACCCUAUGUUGGCGUGAAAGUUGCAUCGACUCAUGUUUUGCCAGCACUCAUUACUCUUGGUUCUGAUCAAACCUCGGCUGUAAAAUAUGCUAGUAUAGAUGCAUUAGGAGCUGUUGCUCAGCAUUUCAAAAGUGACAUGGUUGUUGACAAGAUACAUAUUCAAAUGGAUGCGUUUCUUGAAGACGGAUCACAUGAAGCUACUAUUUCGGUCAUUCGUGCACUUGCAGUAGCUGUGCCGCAUUCAACAGAUAGACUACAUGAAUAUCUUUUAACCAAGAUAUUUAAACUUACAAGUCUCUCACCUACUGGAAAUGAUAUUGAGCAGCGCCGUGAAAGAGCAAAUGUGUUCUGUGAAGCGCUGCGUGCUUUGGAUGCCACAGAUCUUCCUGCUACACGUGUACGCGAUCUACUUUUGCCCUCUAUACAGAACUUGUUAAAAGAUGUGGAUGCUCUAGACCCUGCACACAAGGAGGCACUAGAAGUUAUAGGCCGGGAAAGGUCAGGAGGUACGCUUGAGAGCAUCGGCAAGGCAAUGGGGGCACAUCUUGGGAUUGCGACCUCUGUCAGCAGUUUCUUUGGUGAGAGCAGUCUGCUUGGGAAGAAAGAGGGUGGAGAGCAGAAUGACCCUGCUGCUACUUCUGUUCUUCCCCAGGUCGGCUUACAAACUCAGCAGGAGAACACAAGGUUUGGUCGCAUAAUGAGGGGUGGGUUUGGAGACAUGUUACGAGGCAAAGCAAAGGGCAGUGAUGAAACCAGCUGAAAUUAUCAACGUUAUCAUUAAAUGCAAUAUUUUCAAGCUUGAUUUUGCCUCCGUCCGGAAUUACUUAUCGCAAAAAUGGAUAGAAAUGAAUGUAUUUAGAACUAAAAUGCAUCUAGAUACAUCCAUUCUUUCGACAAGUAUUUUCUGACGGAGGGAGUAGUUAAUGUAGAACAUAACUAUGCUAUAAGAGCAAGUCAUGCAUGUAUGUCAUAAAUUACAUUGUUUUUGUAUUACUCUGUCAAUGCAAGCACUACAUCAUCAAUUCAUGCAUAUUACACACAA
Messenger RNA from Hordeum vulgare subsp. vulgare (domesticated barley), 4040 nucleotides. RefSeq names its product RAB11-binding protein RELCH homolog. NCBI's taxonomy places the organism in Eukaryota, Viridiplantae, Streptophyta, Magnoliopsida, Poales, Poaceae. Gene Ontology annotation, cellular component: recycling endosome; trans-Golgi network. The transcript is spliced from 20 exons. The coding region runs from base 198 to 3758 and encodes 1186 amino acids. The record is from RefSeq and is a predicted model, not a curated record. Gene Ontology annotation, molecular function: protein binding. Gene Ontology annotation, biological process: intracellular cholesterol transport.